Molecule: messenger RNA, 1557 nt
Organism: Coregonus sp. 'balchen'
Lineage: Eukaryota; Metazoa; Chordata; Actinopteri; Salmoniformes; Salmonidae
Source: the annotation of a GenBank genome assembly
GACUAUGGGGAUGGGGAGAGGGGGGCUGCUGUGUGCCAUGUGCUGAGGGGCAGUUCAGUGCCUAGACUGGGUUGGCCCCCUACUGGCAGUGCACUCUGUGUAUUCUGCUAAACCGCCAGUAGAGGGCAGCGUGCUCACCCACCAACAAUCCCCAGUGUGGCAACUGCCUCCCAGGGUCCAAUAUCUAUAGGGCACAGGUGGCUAGUGGCACCUUAAUUGGGGAGGACAGACUCAUAGUAAUGGCAGGAACGGAAUAAAUGGAAUGGUAUCGACUCAUCAAACACAUGGUUUUUCACUCCACUAACUUUCAAGAUAACCAAAGCCAAAAACCACUGUAAUCUUAGAGAGCAGGAAGGAAACUUAGGAUCUGUCAUGAUCAUCCCCAUAGGCCAUGCUGCGUAUGUCAUUAGGUGUGGUGUUUAUGUGUGGUGUUUAUGUGUGGUGUUUAUGUCAGGUAUUAUAAGCUCCUGAGGUGGACCUGAGGUGGACCUGUCGUGGACCUGAGGUGGACCUGUCGUGGACCUGAGGUGGACCUGUCGUGGACCUGAGGUAGACCUGAGGUGGACCUGUCGUGGACCUGAGGUGGACCUGUCGUGGACAUGAGGUGGACCUGAGGUGGACCUGAGGUGGACCUGUCGUGGACAUGAGGUGGACCUGUCGUGGACCUGAGGUGGACCUGUCGUGGACCUGAGGUAGACCUGAGGUGGACCUGUCGUGGACCUGAGGUGGACCUGUCGUGGACAUGAGGUGGACCUGAGGUGGACCUGAGGUGGACCUGUCGUGCAUGCCCUGUUACAGGCAAGGUCCGGAAAAACACCUCCACAGCAGGUAAGGUCCACAACCAGCCAACAGAUUAAUACUGUUUAGCAAACAACUACAACAUCACCGUAAGCUUUCCACUGGUAGCUCCCAUUGAUAUUCAAAUGAUUAUUCUCAGAAUGAGAAUUAGUCAACAGAAUUUCAUUUGCUCAGAGUUGGCCAUCACUAUUUCCAGCAGAAGUUCCAAAGGAGUUACAGAGAACACUGAGUAAUAGUACAUGCAUUCUUAAAACUAGUUGUGUAGAUGAGGGUUAUGUGUGUAUUGUUGAGCUAGUGACGCUGUAUACGGUCCAAGUCUCCAUGGCUCUCAUUGGUUCAGUGACUUGCCUCCUCGACCUACCUACUACUUCAGUGAGAUUCAGUGAGUUUUGCCUUCACUAUCAAACCAUGGCUAACAACUGUACUCAAUCUCACAUUUUUCUCUUUUGUAUUCACAAAUGUGGUAAUGAAAUGUGCAUUAUAUGUGUGAUUUUUGUGGGGCAUUCAGAGCAGGUUCCAAUGUAUUGGCCUGAAGGCCUACAUUCUGAAGCAGACACAGCCUUCCCACGGAAAACACUCCUCUCCAACACCACAGAGACUGAAGAGAGACCACUAGUACCCCCCUCAGAGAGACCACCAGUACCCCCCUCAGAGAGACCACCAGUACCCCCUCGUGAGACCACCAGUACCCCCCUCAGAAAAAACACUAGUACCCCCCCUCAGAAAGAACACCAGUACCCCCCUCAGAGAGACCACUAG